AUGGAUGUUCGGUCAAAGCGGCCAGCUGUAUCUUCUUCCUCCUCCUCUGCUCCUCGGUCUCGCAGGUCUCGACAUCUCAAUUUCUUUUUUGGCCUUCCUCAAUAUGUUGAUUAUGGUGAUUGCAGCUGUGUUUGUGAAUUUUGUGGUGCGUAUUUCUGGUAUCUUGAAAAGGUUGCUAAGUUCUCGACACCUGCUCAUCCGAGGUAUAGUCAUUGUUGUCGGGAUGGAGGUGUUGUUCUUCCAUAUCCUCCUGCAUUUGACCCCGAUUUCGUUGCUCUUUAUGAGAAUGUAAGUUUUAUGAAGGAUAUUAGGGCAUAUAAUAGCAUGUUUUCCAUGACUUCUUUUGGGGCGAAUGUAGAUCACGCUGUUAAUGAAGAUCGUGGGCCUUAUGUUUUUAAGAUAUCUGGGCUGAUUUCUCAUACGAUUGGAUCACUAUCUCCUGAUCCUGUAAAGGGUCCCAGGUUUCUUCAACUCUAUCUAUUUGAUACAGAGCACGAAGUUCAAAAUAGAUUGAAGGCGAUUGAUGGUCCAAGGAAGAGGGAUUUAGAUGGUAAUAUUGUCCAUUUUCUUGUAGGCUUCUUGGGGGCUAAUAAUGAAUACGUACAGACAUUUAAGCUACAGCAUUCUUUACUCUUUUUUGUCAAAUUCCGUCCUUCUACUAUGUUGUUGUUGCUGUUGGGCUUUGCCAUCUUUUUAACUCCUUUGUUAUGCAUUUUGCCUUAUAUAUUUGUUUUUCCUUUUUUUUAG
Lactuca sativa (garden lettuce) is the source of this 747-nucleotide messenger RNA. The record is from RefSeq and is a predicted model, not a curated record. NCBI's taxonomy places the organism in Eukaryota, Viridiplantae, Streptophyta, Magnoliopsida, Asterales, Asteraceae.